Henningerozyma blattae CBS 6284 is the source of this 936-nucleotide messenger RNA. Its product is annotated as C2H2-type zinc finger protein. Lineage: Eukaryota; Fungi; Ascomycota; Saccharomycetes; Saccharomycetales; Saccharomycetaceae. The coding region runs from base 1 to 936 and encodes 311 amino acids. The transcript has a single exon. Gene Ontology annotation, biological process: regulation of transcription by RNA polymerase II. Gene Ontology annotation, molecular function: DNA-binding transcription factor activity; RNA polymerase II cis-regulatory region sequence-specific DNA binding. The record is from RefSeq and is a predicted model, not a curated record.
AUGGAUGAGGAUGACGUCUUUUUCCAAAGAGCCACCGAUGCAUUGUUGCAGACAUCUAUGUUGAAAAAAGAAGAUAUGGAUCCAAUCGUAUGGGAAUUGUAUUCAAGGAUCAAACAUAAAGUAAAUAGUGAUAAUUCGGGUAUUUUCAUCGAUGAAUUAUCUAAACCUAAAGAUAUAACGAAAAUUCAGCAUUUGAAUGGCAAUAUAAGGACUAAUGAAAACUUAUUUGUAGAAAAAUCGUACUCCACAGGAAAAGAUCCUCAUUCUAAAGACAAUAACCAUGGCACAACCAUGAACUCUCGUAAAUCUAUACCACGCCAAAAAGUAAAAGAUGAGUUGGAUUUAAAAUUGGAAAAUCUUGAUUUUACAUCCACUGAUAAUAACUUUGCCAUUAAUUCGCGUCUUCACAAUCGAUUGCAAAAGAUAUCUUUUGCAAGAAAUACUGAAACAACAAAUGUUUCUUCGUCACCAACAGUAGCAACGACAGCUGCGACUUUCUCUGCAUUGGCUCCUUCUAGCGUAUCUACAACUUUUACUAAUUAUGGGAUAAGAAAGAAUAGUUUUUCUAUUGCUAGACGAUCUUCAAUUCUUUCGGCGGCAAGUACAGGCGCUUCUACUGAUGAGGAAAAUAAUACGGCACCAGAAGAUAAUAAUAAUCUUGAGCAAAGGAAAUAUAGAUGUAAUGAAUGUUUCUUAACAUUCAAAAGAUCUUCGGAUGUGAGAAGGCAUGAAAGAACUCAUUUAACAGUGGUGCCUCAUAUUUGUAAAGAAUGUGGUAAAGGUUUUGCAAGAAAAGACGCUUUAAAGAGACAUGCUAAUACUUUGACUUGUAAACGGAAUAGAAAUAAACUGUUAAGCCUUAGUGAAGGUCUUAAUGAGUUGUUAAGAAUUGCUAGGCACUCGGCAAAUGGGGAUAUUCAUGGUGAGCGGUUUUAG